This is a messenger RNA of Aspergillus ruber CBS 135680, 2076 nucleotides long. RefSeq names its product pantothenate kinase. The record is from RefSeq and is a predicted model, not a curated record. Gene Ontology annotation, biological process: coenzyme A biosynthetic process. Gene Ontology annotation, molecular function: pantothenate kinase activity; ATP binding. Bases 390 to 1739 code for a protein of 449 amino acids. The transcript has 3 exons. Lineage: Eukaryota; Fungi; Ascomycota; Eurotiomycetes; Eurotiales; Aspergillaceae. Gene Ontology annotation, cellular component: cytosol; nucleus.
AAAACAUCGCAUCCUUAGCAAAUUCUGCCGAUAUAUGAAAGGACUCUUGUCAGCACGUGCCUUGAUGCCUAAGGCCUAGAAGACGUCAUCCAGCAACUGAGAACAAUUACCAGUACAGCAAUUGAAUACAUACUUCUCCCCAGGGGUAGAUACUACUCUAUUGGAGCUAUUGAAUGCGACCUCAAAGAAUUGAACUACUCCGCCGGUUCCACUCGCUCUCAACAAAAGCGGGCAGAAGGAGAUAUACGCAGUAGGGGUUAUCACGGUCAUUAUCCCAUUUCCCCGAGGAUGGACUCGGUCUUCAUUGACUCCGUGACUUCUGUCUACUACUAUUAUAUACCGCUGCUGCUCCUCUUCCUUUCUUCUCGGGCACUCAAGCCAUCAUCGCCAUGUCGCCUCCCGAUCGCAUCUCAACCGUCUUCGAUUCCGCUCCGGUCUCCAAGCACACCUACAAAUCCUCCGCGGACUUCCGCUCCGGUCGCCUGAAUGCGAUCGCCAACCCCGGAGCCGUGAAGAUCAAUGUCGAGGGCGCAUUCAUCGUCGACGAAGAACCACGAUCCCGCUCCAGAAGUCCCAUAGAAGCCGAGGGCGUGCAUUACGAGAGCCAAGAUAUCCGUCUUCCCCAUCACACCGGCGUUGUGAGCCAUGUCGCUGUGGACAUUGGCGGCUCGCUGGCGAAAUUGGUCUAUUUUACGCGAGAGCUGGACUCCGCGGACAAUGGCGGCCGAUUGAAUUUUAUCAACUUCGAAACCCAUCGCAUCGACCUUUGCAUUGACUUUAUUCGACAAUUGAACGAGGAACAUGAGAAGCUCAAUGGCUCUUCACAAGACGAAUUGUGUGUUGUGGCUACUGGGGGUGGUGCAUACUUGUACUACGACAAACUAAAGGAGGCUUUGAAUGUGAACGUUAAGCGGGAAGAGGAGAUGCAAUGCUUGAUUACAGGCCUUGAUUUCUUCAUCACCGAGAUUCCGAACGAAGUCUUCACCUACAGCGACACCGAUCCCGAACCGAUGAAAUUUGCCGAGGCCCGACCGGACGUAUACCCCUAUCUCCUGGUUAACAUUGGAUCCGGUGUAUCCAUGAUCAAGGUCUCCGGCCCGAAGGAGUUCCAGCGUGUGGGUGGUACUCACCUGGGCGGUGGUACAUUCUGGGGUAUCUUGUCCCUGCUCACGGGCGCCCGGACCUUCGAUGACAUGCUGGCAAUGGCGGACAGCGGAGACAACAGCGGGGUGGACAUGCUGGUCGGUGACAUUUAUGGCAUGGACUACAGCAAGAUUGGACUCAAGAGUACCGCCAUCGCCAGUACCUUUGGCAAAGUCUUCCGCAUGAAAAACGCUGCUGAGCGGGAUGCAGAGGAUGGCGAAGGCCUCAGCCCCAGGGAUCCUGAACACCCCGAGGAUGAUGUGAAGUUCAGGCACGAGGACAUGAGCCGGAGCCUGCUAUACGCAAUCAGCAACAACAUCGGCCAGAUCGCAUAUCUCCAAUCGGAGAAACACGAAGUCAAGCACAUCUACUUUGGCGGAUCCUUCAUCCGGGGCCAUCGCCAAACUAUGAACACACUAUCCUACGCCAUCCGCUUCUGGUCCAAAGGAGAGAAACAAGCCUACUUCCUACGCCAUGAGGGCUACCUCGGUGCAGUUGGCGCAUUCCUCCGCAGACAACCGGCCAACUGGGGUCGUCGGAACAGCCUUGACGAUACGACAGCGCCUCUCACGUUCAAAGAGGCCCUUCUAUCCUAAAUCCAGAGCUAGCCCUCUGGACCAUUGCCCAUUUGUAUAUUUUCUGCUUUGACAAAAGCAUUUGUUUAUUAUAUGUUGGUUUGAACUCUUCGAUACCCAUUGUUUUACUCGACCUUUCGGUGCAUAUCAGAUGCAAUUGUUUGAAGUUGAUAUAUUGUCUUUAAUACCGAUCAUGGACCCAGGAAAAGGUCCAAGCAUUAUGUUCUUUUGGAUGAGUUCUGUAUACGUCUGUUCGAGUACUUUUACAGACUGGAUGCUACACUAUGAUUUUUUUUUUUUUUACCACCAUGUUGUAUUUAGAAUUAUUUUCGCAUUGUAUAACACAUAUUUUCAUGUC